UUUCGUCAACCACAUCAUUUGGCACACAUGGACUGUACUGCUGUCACUGGGUUCUGUUAUACUCCAGUAAGUAAAGGAGAACUGUGUUAUGAGCCUUGGAUUUCUGGAAUGUGAACAUUGCGUGUAUCGACAUGAUGGACUAGAUCUAGAUUCUUUUGUGUGGAUUAAGAUCGGCUGUACAAUGUGUUUUCACAGAAGCGUAUUGAGUUUUAUUUCUUGAUUAAUUGACAGAAGCUGAGACGAUAGGCCGAAGUAAAAUGCAUUAUAAAAAGGAUGAAAGGAAAUGAAAAUUCAUGCAGAUUGUCAGCACCCGAUGGCAUCUAGAUCUAGAUGUCUAUGAAGUUCAGAAAAUGUUCUCAAACUAUCACGUUUGCGUGGAUGCUGGCUAGUCACAUGGUUCUAUCAAAGAAAAGAAAUGGAAUACUGCUUCUUGCUCUGUGUCUUUGUUCACUGAUUUUCUUGAAGAGUGUAGUCCCCGUAAGACAGGUCGGCAGGUACUCGAAAUGGUUGCCACGCCCUCUACCUCGCACAGAGUCCAGCGCCCAGUACUUUGUUUUGGCACGAGAUCUGGAAAUCUACAUGUACUCAGCUAUAGCCAGUUACAACCAGCUGAGGAAAGGGGAUAUCGGCAUCGUUAUUACGUCACUUGAUGCUACUGUCCAACAUCUAGACUGCUGCGUCCUGCUGGACCAUGCCCGCCUCUUUGUCACCCCGGUGGAGGAGCACUUUUUCUACCACACCAUGGAUGUCACCAUACUGUCCAGAAUCCACGAGUACUUUACGCCAGGAUACUACCGCGCUCGGCAGUAUCUCUGCCAGGUGCCUGAGAUAGGCCGCAUCCCAAGUCACGCCACGCUUAAAUCAUCUUCAGCGCCUUGCUCCACUGACCUGGCAGAUUACCUACCCGUGCACACCCCUACACAGUUUCCCGGGGGUCUGGCCGUCUGUGCAAAGAUCGCCCACAGCGGAGGCCUUGACCCUGAGAAAGUGAUAGAGUGGUUUGAGGUCCAGCGCUUACUAGGCGUGGACAAGGUCCUGCUGUACGACAUGGGGAACCCGGUCAACUUGACAAGGGUGUUUAGAUAUUAUCAGAACAUGGGGCUACUAGAUUUACAGCCCUAUGAGCUGCCAGGAUAUCCAGCCAACAGGACAUUGAUGGAGAAGGACAAAAGGACCCACCAGUUUCAUCAUGACGAGUCCAUGGCAGUUUUAGAAUGUCGUCAAAGGAUGUCAGGUUUCAGCUAUGUCAUGAGCCACGACUUGGAUGAGUUCAUUAUACCGCGUAGGGACAUCACCUUAAAACAGUUUUUUAAAGAAAAAAUGGAAUAUUAUCAAGACAGUGCUGGGUUCUAUUUCGAUACAGAGUUUUUCAUCUACAAUUGGGGCCCUACCAAUCCAGAAGAGGACCUCAUGCUGACACGCUACAGGAAGGCCACAAAACCACAUUGGGAGUGUACUAAAUAUGUCUAUCUUCCCGCCAGGGUGCUUUCAUCAACUACACAUUCUAUAUAUCCUCUUCAUCCAUAUACCACAUACAGAAUAGAACCAGAGGAAGCUGUGCUCCACCACUACAGACGAUGUCCUGAUGAUGUUUGGAGCACUUGUUUUCCAGAAACCAUCAUUGACCACAUUAUGACUCGGUACACUGAUCUCUAUUCAAGAGUGCUAACAGUCCGGCAAGCGACUGGAGUGCGUCCUUCAUGGAAUACUAAGAAAUAGUUUGCACAUGAUACAAAAAACUGCCCUACGUUAUUUAAUUUCAAAUAUUUACAGCAACCUCCAGUGGACCAUGGCUUUGUCUGCAUCAGGUGUGGCAAAAUAUACAGGUCACAACUGGGUUUGAAUGUUUAUAUGCAAUGCUACACUUAUUCUUAAUGUUUGUUUGUUUAUGUUUAACAUGUUUCGAAUGUUCCUUCAGAGUUGAAGAUAGUUUACUUCUUAGUCCAAACCUCCCACAGGACGACGGGAUGGGAUCGGGCAGGGUUUGAACCCGAGACCAUCAAUAAAUCCAAACGACAGUCUGGCGCGCAAACUGCACGACCAGGCAGCCAUCCAAUUUCUACUACUUGCAGGUUGCGAUAUCGCAGGUCAGUAUUCAGGCCUUCUAUGAGGAUUGGUCUCAGUUAAACCCCUUUCCUGUUUCAGACAAGAUCUUGGAUGGGAAAAUUUUCUGUCCAGGAGUUGUCUUUCUUUUAAAGAUAAAAUAAACAGAACCUUGAACCUAGCUCAUUUUUCCACCACAAAUUUACCCAAAAAUUCAAUAAAUGAGUCUUUUAUUUAUUGAUUGAUUUUAAAUACUAAGCGUUAAUCUAGGGAAUUGAAAACUGUUCUUAUUUUCAGCAGCACAAAGUAGUUGAUAACUAUUUCAAUUGAAAUUGACUAUUGAUAAAAGCAGCACAAAGUAUUUCAGUUACUCGAAUACUAAAUGUAAUUUGUAAAAUCUUGUUUUGUAAAAUGUUUUACAUGUUUCGGAUGUUCCUUCAGAGUUGAAGAUAGUUUACUUCCUAGUCCAAACCUCCCGCAGGUCCCAGCUGGGGCUGCUCAGACAUGGAAAUACUGCAUGCCUCAAAAAUCUUUGGGCUCAGUGGCCUCAAAGACAAGCCUUAAUAAAUGUAAUUUGAUAUGCAGUAUCUCCAUCAUUGAAAAAGAAGUAAGGAAGAAAGAAAUAGAUUGCACAUGAUUAAAAACUUCCCAAUUGGAUGGUAUUUAAUUUACAAUAUUUAUAGCAGCACUAUAAGUAGUUGAAAACUAUUUCAAUUACUAGAAUACUAAAUAUAAUUUGAUAUCAUUUUUGAUUUUAUUAAUUCUUGCUUCCUUGCUUUAAAGGACAGCAAUGUACAGAGUGUCAGCUACAUCAAGUACACUAGGUUUAAUAAGCCAAACUAUUAUUGUCAUGAAAAAAUUUGCAGUUUUAUAUUUUUUCUUAAUCCUGUAAUUUUCUUGAGCCUUUUUUUAUAUAUAUAUUGGUAGACCUAAAAUUCUGCUUAGUAUUUUAUUAUUUUAAAAAUAUAAUGCAUCUUUAUACUGAUAACUUAUUGUGAUUAUUGUUAAUGACAUUUUAGUGACAUUUUAUGGAUACAGUAUUUUACAUAAUUUUGUAAUUCUUUUGAGGAAUAUUUACUUUUGUUGCUGGGAUCUCCAUUUUUAUACACAACUUUUCAUCGUAAACAAAUUAUUAUAAAUGACAAUAUGAACUAGAAACAUCUAUUAUGUAAAAUGACUUAAAUUUGUAUUUGUAAGUUGUUUUUUUUUAUUAUAAUAAUAGCUGUUUGGAAUAAAGAUUACUAAUGUGGACUAACAUAUAUUAUAUAUGUUUUUUAUAUUUAUUUAUAUUUAAUUGCUGCUAAUAUUUUAAAAAAAAAAAUAUAUUUAUGGACUAUUUAAAUACAUUUGAUAAUUUUUAAAAUUCAUUAUAAAAAAAAGAAAGUUAUAAUAUUUUUUUUUAGAAAUGCUAAGAAUGCUUUUCAACUAUAUUCAUUAGGCAUCUUUUAUGGAUAUGCAUAGGAUUUAAUAAUAUUCUCUUUUGAAGGAUGUCUAUAAUUUAUAAGAUAAGAUGUUUUUUUGUGUUUUUUUUUUAUUUACUUAUUUUUUCUAAGGCUCUUUAUUUUAGUGAGAAUGUCCUAAAAUUUAGUAAAAAAAAUCUUAAAGUAACUAUAAUUAAUCUUCCUAGAAUAACCACCCAAUUGGUUGGAUGAAAUGUUUUAUGAAUUUGAUUAAUUGACCAACUUUAUAUUUCUUAAUUCAUUUACUAGUUCUCAUAAGACAAUUAUAAAAAUGUAUGUCUGAAUGAAUUUGGUUUUAGAA
Molecule: messenger RNA, 3804 nt
Organism: Biomphalaria glabrata
Lineage: Eukaryota; Metazoa; Mollusca; Gastropoda; Planorbidae
Exons: 6
Coding region: 331-1719 (462 amino acids)
Source: RefSeq, a predicted model, not a curated record